Molecule: messenger RNA, 2176 nt
Organism: Acinonyx jubatus (cheetah)
Lineage: Eukaryota; Metazoa; Chordata; Mammalia; Carnivora; Felidae
Product: translation initiation factor IF-2-like
Exons: 2
Coding region: 1-1263 (420 amino acids)
Source: RefSeq, a predicted model, not a curated record
AUGGGUGACGCGGCCAUCGCGGGCCAAAGUGCAGAAGGACAGGGCAGGUGGCUCAGGGCCCCCGGGGGAGGGACCGCCGCAGCCCGGAGCCCAGGUCGCCGCGCUAAAGGGUUCCACCAAGCAGCAGACUUCCCCGAGGAGGGACCCGGGAGCCCCGGGCCCGCGUCCCUGCCGCCCACGCCGCAGCGCGAGCGGCUCCCGGAGAGCGUCCCCCGCCCCCCGCCUUCCCGCUGUCCCCCGCGCCCGAGCGCCCGCGGCCCCGAGGACACCGAGGACACCUCUCGGUGGCGGCCGGAGGAGGCGGGAGGGACGGGGCGGGCCGCGCGGGACCCGGAGCUCGGCGCUGGCGCGGCGGCAGGACGCACGCCAAGUGCAGACCCUUGCGGAGCGUCGUGGGCCCGGGGACGCACAAAAGACGCUGCCGGAGAAGGGCACGCUGCUGCACGACACCGGGAGGCCGCGGGGCGAGCAUGCGCGGCGCAGGGUUUGCGAUCGGCGCCUAGUUCGGGGGCGGGGGGCCAGGCAGCCCGCGCUGACAAGGCGACCUUUGGGCGAAGACCCGAAGAGGUGAGGGCUGGGGCGGGCCGGUGCCCGAGGGAGGCUCCUUCGGGAGGCGCGGGCCUAGCGGUCGCUCACGUGGGAUCACGGACCCCACCGGGGCCAGCCUCCCGCGCUGUUUGUGUCCCCGCGGGGUCAGUUGGUGGGGGAGAGAUUCGGGCCGUCGUGUGCGUCCUUAUUGGAUUCUGCGCACAGAACAGGCGUGGGGGAAUUGGAGGAAGGCAGGUUUUCACUGCCAUUUCCCAGACGAGGAAAGGGAGGCUCCGGGGCGGGGCAAGGGAGCUCGAACCCGGAUUCGUCCUCCUCCGGGGCUCCCUCGCGGAACCGCGGGACCGUUCCAGACCACGUGGCCGCGGUGUCCCUUUACCCCGUCCCCGACCCCACCUCGGCCCGCACGCUCGGGCCGGACCCGUCCGCCCCGUCGGCCAGCUCGGGUCCCGGCGCUCCUGGGAAUGGGGUCGGCUCCCACAUCUUCCGGAGGGGAGGUCGAGGGCUCCCGGGCCGGCCGGCGUCGCCCCCUGCCCACGUCCCACCCCUCGCCAGAGGGGAGAGAGCCCGCACGACCUGCGGCUCCCGCGCCUCCCGCCAGGGGGCGCCCCAGGACCGCUGCUUAAAGGCGCGCGGCGCGGGCUUCCCCGGAGGGCGCCGGAGGCUGCAGCCACUGGCCCAGGACCUGAAAGGGCCAAAGCUCCACGUGGCCUUUGAACGUCAGGCAGCGGCCCGUCAAGGGAGGUCCCGAGAUCAGCAGCAUCAGCCUCCGCUGGAGCUAGAUAGACAUGCAUAUCCUUGAGCCCACCCCAGACGGAAGGAAUGACUUCGGGUUGGGAUCCUGCAGUCUGUGUCUUAGAAGGCCUUCCAGAUGAUUCUGAUGCACGCCCAGCUUGAGACGGGUCUGCUGUGGGGUCUGAUUAUCUCCCGGAGCCCUGGGGGGAUCCGUUCGCAGUCCCGGGUGCACAGUGGAAUCAUCUGGAAGCCUUAGGGCUCUGGAUGCCCCAGCCACACCUGCGCCAGUUCAGUGAGCGUCUCUGAGCGUGCGGGCUGGGCGGGGGUGUUUGAAAGCUCCCGGGUCAUUCCACACCAGCCAGGAUGGGGAAACCACCGUCCCCGGGGCCCCAAUCAGGGCUGAGAUGUCUCGUGAGGAACUGACCGCCUCUGGUGUAUAACAGGAAUAGGACAGAUGAUGUCCACUGGGGCGGAUUUGAAUUCCAACACAUUACAUCUCCUUCAGUCCUUCACCAGCCCUGGGAGGAAAGCUCUAUUAUAAUCCCCCCUCUUGGAAGAUAAAUUGAUUGCAGGCACAGAGAGGUUAACCUCCCUGCAUCGAUCUGCCCGCUGGAGGGAACAAAGGCUGAGGCACUAAGGUCAACCACGUGGGUGCUCCAUACCUACGGGACCCACCCCCAAUAAAAACCCUGGACACGGAGGCUCAGGUGACUCUCCAGGCUCCCUCAUAGCCCACCAGAAAAGUCGGGAUCACUUCACUUUUAAAAAACGUCUCCUGGUGCAUUAAAAAAAUGAAGAUGUGUGGAAACAUUUUGAGCACGCGCUACCUGGUGGUAUAAUUUGAUCAGUUACGUGUAACAAGCGAAAGCGGAAAUAAACACAUCAGGUGACACAA